Messenger RNA from Saprolegnia parasitica CBS 223.65, 1785 nucleotides. RefSeq lists its product as hypothetical. Gene Ontology annotation, molecular function: protein binding; mRNA binding. The transcript has 9 exons. The record is from RefSeq and is a predicted model, not a curated record. NCBI's taxonomy places the organism in Eukaryota, Oomycota, Saprolegniomycetes, Saprolegniales, Saprolegniaceae. The coding region runs from base 12 to 1775 and encodes 587 amino acids.
AUUCGGACGCGAUGACAGCGUACGUGCCACCCGAGUGGGCCGCCGGCGGGCAGAACGUCUAUGGCCUCUCGCUCGAGGUCAUCAAGAGCGGCGUCGUCUUGGACACGGUCGCGCUGGAUGCCAAGCCCUUCUUCGUUGCCGGCCGCAUGGAGCCGCUCUGCGACCUCGUGCUGCAGCAUCCGUCUGUCUCGCGCACCCACGCCGCUCUGCAGUUUGACGCCGACGGCAAGCUCUUUGUCGUGGAUCUCAAGAGCACCCAUGGCACGCACGUCAACAAGCGGCGCCUCCCGCCCAGCGAGUACGCGCAGCUGUACGUCGGCGACGUGGUCGUCUUUGGCGAGUCUACGCGCAUCUACACGAUCCUUGGCCCACCCGAACUCAUGCCCGAUGAAUACAACUCGACCAACUUGGAGAAGCUCCGCGCGUCACUGGCCGAGAAGAAGCGGCGGCCAAAAAAGCCAAGUGCUUGCGACGAUGGCAUCUCAUGGGGCUUUGGUGAAGAUGCGGAAGAAGAGGACGACGCCGACCGAGACGACAGCAGCGACGACGAAGGCAGCGACAAGCGCCGGCAACCCGCUGUCAAGUCUGCGCGGCAAGAGAGCUUGCCCGACUACUUGCGCGACCGCAAGGAUGUCUCGGGGCCGUACGUCUCGAGCGUGUCGAGAGAGUCCAUUUCGGCCAAGGACACGGCGCUUUAUACCCGUCUCCAGGCGCGCAUGCAAAAGAUGGAAAACCUCCGCACCGAGUCGGAGCGAAUUCGAGCCAAGCAAGGCAUGGGGCUCACGGACGGCCAGCAAGCCGCGCUCGACAAAAACGAAGCACGGAUUGCGCAGCUCCAAGAAGAAAUUCAGACCAUCGAAGCGACGCUGCAAGCCAAGCAGACGCAGCGGCUGUCGCAAAAGGCCCAGCUCGAUGCCAAGAAGGAGGCCGGUGCGACCAAAGCCGCGACCAAGCCCAAGACGUCGACCGCGUACGACGACGACGACGACGAUGAUUUCUAUGACCGUACCAAGGCCCAUGCGCCCAAGAAGCACGUGCCGCUGUCGGUCGCUCCGCGCGUCUUGACCGCUGACUCGAUUCGCGCCAACCUACGCGCGCUCAAGCACCAGCUCGAGACGAUCCAAGCUCAGUAUCGCAAGAACGAAGCGGCUGCUGCCACGACGCUUGAAGCCAGCACGGACGACGGCGACGACAGUUUGGACGCCUAUUUGCAAGCGUCCAAUGCAGCGCUCGUGGCCGACCAGCGCACCAAGCUGCAAGCCGAGACGAUCCGUCUCGAGGCGCUCAUUGACGAGCAAGAGAAGCUGCUAGCCAUCGCGACGCCAGCGCUCGACAAGGUUGUCGAGAAGCCCACGCCUGUGGCGUUUGCUCCGGACGUCGAGUCCGCUCCAGUUGUGGCCCAAGUCGCCAAGCCGGUUGAGGCACCGGUAGCCGCGGCUGACCCGCAGCAGCCACCUUCGUUGCUCGUGCUUGCACCUUCUGUUUCCGUCGAGACGACAGCUUUGCAUCCAAGUGUGUCGUCGGGCGAGAGCCCGCCGACGCCACCAGAAGAGCUUGUGCGUACCGUGAGCUCGCUCGAUGUCGAAGCAGCAGGCCAGAAGAAGCGCCCGGUCCCAUCGACCGCGCCCAAGCCCAAGCGGCAACGCCCGAAUGGCGCCAAGCCCGCCAAAGUGUUUGAUGACGGCGUCCUCGAAGGCGGUGAGAGCGUAUGGCAGCCGCCCGCCAACCAAACCGGCGACGGCCGCACGGCGCUCAACGAUAAGUACGGCUACUAAUACAAGGACG